CAUAUUGUUGAACCUAUUAGCCUAAUUAGGGCCUACCUAUGUAUGCCAAUGUAUGACUUUCCCUUUGACAAUGUGUGAAUGUUAAACACCUAAUGAUAUGGACAUAGGGUAUUAUGUUGUAACAGUAUGCAGUUUGGAGUGAAUUCCUAAGUGAAAUGUCUGAAGAAUCACAUUCAAUAUAGCUUACAUGGCCAGAUAUAGAUUACAAUGAGUUCUCAUCAUACUGUCUUGCGGCAUGACCACUCAAAAACUUAUAAAGUUACCGGAACAGAGACACCUUUGUGGGUCAAAAUUGUGAGUGCUGGAGCAGGGGCAUGUAUCGCUGAAAUAUUUACGUUCCAGUUUGACACCGCCAAAGUCAGACUGCAGGUUCAGAGUAUGCAGGAUGGACCAAUGAGGUACAAAGGUGUAUGGAGAACCAUUGGGACCAUGGCAAAAGAGGAAGGCAUAAAGGGUUUAUACAGAGGGCUAACCCCUGCCCUACAUCGUCAGCUUGGCUUUGCCACCAUAAAACUGGGAUGUUACGACAGCACAAAACACUUCUACACAGACUUACUCUAUCAUGAUAAAGAGAUGCUUGCUCAUGUUCCUGUAAGUAUUCGGAUACUGGCAGGAGUAACAACGGGAGUCCUAGCAGUGGGAUUCGCACAGCCUACAGAAGUCGUCAAAGUGCGCAUGCAGGCCCAGUUUGGGACAAACAAGGGAAGAUACUCUGGCACAAUGCAAGCUUACAGACAUAUCUACAUCACAGAAGGGAUUAAAGGACUUUGGCGUGGAUGUGUCCCAAACAUGACAAGGAAUGGGAUCAUUAACAUAUCUGAGGUUGUGACCUAUGAUAUAAUCAACGAGUGCAUAAUUAGGAAUCAGAUACUCCAGGAUGGGAUGCCAUGUCACUUAGUGUCAGCCAUAGCAGCAGGAUUCUGUGCAACUGUUGUUUCAUCACCAGUGGAUGUAGUGAAGACUCGCUAUAUGAACUCUGUUAAAUCUCAGUAUAACAACAUACUUCACUGUACAAUGUCACUCUGGAAAAACCACGGCUUCUUUGGAUUUUACAAAGGAUUUUAUCCAGCACUAGUGAGACUUGGGACUUGGAAUACAUUUACAUUUCUAAGCUAUGAAAAAAUAAAGCUGCUUCUUCAUCCGAAUCCCUUAUCAUACACAGUAAUUCCAGCUCAGAGUGUAAAUAAGACAACAAAAGUACAUCUAGAUGGAAAACGUAGAUGAUGAGGGGUUAUGAAAGCCUGUAUUGAUAUAAGCAUGAGUACAGUAAAUAUCUGUAUAUGUGAUAACAAAUAUAACAAAUCCCUCAGAGACAAGAUUUUAACAUGUUUUAAAAUUAAUUUCUUUUUACGAAUUCUAGUCUUUCACCUGUUUAUGGAGGGUAUACUGUGUCAUAUGUACAUGUAUGUUUACUCAGGGUGCAUUUGAUUGUGUUGAACACUCUAAAUGCUUUAAAUUGGUGCUAAAGUUAGUACAAUUAAAAUUCCAGAUACUUUUAUUUUUUAUUAGCUUAUCUAAGCCGAAGGCUCAAGUGAACUUUUCUGAUCAAAUUUGUCCGUUGUCUGUCUUUGCAGUUGUUGGUAUCUUUUCACAAUUUUAUCUCUUUCUUCAGAACCACUGGGCCAAUUUCAACCAUAUUUGGCACAAAGUAUGUUUGGGUGAAGGGGAUUCAAACUGUUCAAAUGAAGGACCACAUCCUCCUCCAAGGGGAGAUAAUAAAGAUAGUGAAAAUUGGUUGCAGUCAUUUAGCAAGAGGCCCAAGGGCCUUGAAUCGCUCUUCUGAUAAACUGUACAACCUAACACUUCUAUUUGAAGCCUCUAAGUAUCCUGUAUAUUUGGAUAAACCCUUGAAAUUCCAAAGGUAGGUCAUCAUGACCUACAUUUUAGAUGAAACACUUGGAGAACCCAAGAUGAUUCUAAGCCAAUUAGUACCUGAGAGUUGGUCAUGGUGACUUACUUUUCACUUGUCAUUCUCUGAGGACCCAAGAUGCAUCAACUAAGUUUGAUGAUUCACAGUCACAGUGACCUACUUUUCAGAUGACAUACUAGUGACCUCCUUUUCAGUUGACUUACUCUGCGGACCCAAGUUGCAUCAACUGACAAAGUUUGAUGAUUCUAAGCCAAUUAACUUCCUGAAAUAUUUAAUUAAAGCCAUAAAUUUUCAAAAGUAGGUCAUGGUGACCUACUUUUCAGUCGACUUGCUCCGAAGACCCAAGAUGCAUCAACUGACAAAGUUUGAUGAAUCUAAGCCAAUUAGUACCCAAAAUAUUUAAUUAAAGCCAUAAAUUUUCUAAAGUAGGUCACGGUAACCUACUUUUCAGUUGACCUACUCCUAAGAUCCAAGAUGCAUCAACUGACAAACUUUGAUGAUUCUAAGCCAAUUAGUACCUGAAAUAUUUAA
Messenger RNA from Saccostrea echinata, 2401 nucleotides. RefSeq names its product dicarboxylate carrier SLC25A8-like. Bases 208 to 1224 code for a protein of 338 amino acids. NCBI's taxonomy places the organism in Eukaryota, Metazoa, Mollusca, Bivalvia, Ostreida, Ostreidae. Gene Ontology annotation, biological process: mitochondrial transport; adaptive thermogenesis; response to cold. The record is from RefSeq and is a predicted model, not a curated record. Gene Ontology annotation, molecular function: oxidative phosphorylation uncoupler activity. The transcript is spliced from 6 exons. Gene Ontology annotation, cellular component: mitochondrial membrane.